AAUUAGAACUAACUUUGUUCGUAACUUAGUGUUAACGAUGCUCGAGCGCCGCAAAAGCGGUAGGCGUAGCCAAAAUUACAUUCGUUGUCACUCAAAAUAGAUCCGACUAGGAAACCGGAAGUCGUACAUACCAGCGUGGCUAGCAAGCAAACUUUAAUUAAUUCGCAUGUUUAACUGGAAAUCAAUCUUUAAAAUAUAUCUUCCUAUGUUCAAACGCUCCCUGCCAGGCGGAUUAACAACAACGGGUAAUAUUGUGGGACGGUAGUUCCCAAUGGCCGGAGCGGAGGCGAUAGGAAGACCUAGUGUAGGGCAUUGGGGUCUGCAAAGCAUUGUGAGAGCCGCAGCGGUGUGUCUCUCUCUGGUCAUCUGCCUGGUCAGGUGCACGGACUGUGCCAAGCCGAGUAACAUCGUGUUCAUUCUCACAGACGACCAGGAUGUCGUCCUUGGAGGAAUGACUCCUGUGAAGAAGGCCAAAGCCCUUAUUGGUGAUGCUGGUGUUUACUUCUCCAAUGCUUUUGCAGUGACUCCGCUCUGCUGUCCCAGCCGUAGCAGUAUUCUGACGGGUCGGUACCCUCACAACCACGAGGUCCGAAACAACUCCCUGACUGGCAACUGCAGCAGCCCUGUGUGGCAGAAAGGCCCCGAAUCCCUGGCCUUCCCCGUGUACCUCAGCAAGCAGCAGUACCAGACCUUCUACGGGGGAAAGUAUCUCAACCAGUAUGGAAAGAAGGAGGCCGGAGAUGUGGCCUAUGUUCCUCCAGGCUGGGACCAGUGGCACGCGCUGGUGGGGAACUCCCAGUACUACAACUACACCCUGUCUGUGAAUGGCAAAGAGGAGAAGCACGGGGACAGCUAUGAUACGGACUACCUCACCGACCUCAUUGUAAACAGGUCACUGCGUUUCCUUGAUGACCGGAGCCCCCAGCACCCGUUCUUCAUGAUGCUGUCCCCGCCCGCCCCCCACUCGCCCUGGACGGCCGCGCCCCAGUAUGCGAAGACCUUCAGCAACGUGAAAGCUCCACGAGAUGGCAGCUUCGACAAGCCCGGAAAGGACAAGCACUGGUUACUACGGCAACCCCUCAACCCCAUGACCAACAGCUCCAUAGACUUCUUGGACAACGCUUUUCGCAGGAGGUGGCAGACUCUGCUGUCUGUGGACGACCUGGUGGAGAAGGUGGUGCAGAAGUUGCAGGACAUAAAGGAGCUGAACAACACCUACGUCUUCUUCUCCUCCGACCACGGAUACCACACAGGCCAGUUCUCUCUGCCUAUAGACAAGAGGCAGCUGUACGAGUUUGACAUUCGGGUUCCGCUCAUGGUUCGAGGCCCUGGCAUCAAGCCGAGCCAGACCCUGAAGGAUCCAGUGCUGAACAUUGACUUUGGCCCCACCUUCCUGGACAUCGCCGGGAUUAACCUGACCGAGGUGAACAUGGACGGCCAGUCCUUCCUGCCACAGAUGGCCCCGUCCUUACGCAAUGGGACCUCUCGCCCUUACUUCCUGGUGGAGUACACUGGAGAGGGACACUCCGCCCCUGAUCCCGCCUGCCCCAAGCUUGGCCCGGGCCUGUCUCAAUGCUUCCCGGACUGCGUGUGCGAAGACGCCUUCAACAACACGUACGCUUGCGUGCGCACCCUGACCAACUACAACAUGCAGUACUGUGAGUUUGCUGACCAGGAGUCCUUCGUGGAGGUCUACAACUUGACCUCUGACCCUCAUCAGCUUGAGAACAUUGUGAAGAAGGUUGACCCUGUCAUCCUGCAGACCAUGAACCAAAGACUGAUCCGGCUCCAGUCCUGCAUGGGAAGCAGCUGCAGGGACACCAAGUAUUAGCCAAUCAAGACAGGGUGGGCGGGACCUUGACCCUCUACUAAGAUUGUUGAGCACUUUCCAGUGGGAGUGAAGGACGGAACGACCGACUCCGUUUGAAUGUGAACCCAAUUGUUUUUCUGUCUUCAUUUUGUUUUCUUCUUCUUUAUCAAAGCCAAAGUCCGGCUGUUCACCUCAAGAGAGAUUUAUAUUCAGUUUGUGAAACUUGUCUUCUGUUUCUUAGCUUGUAAGUACCGUUUUACUAACUGAGAUAUAUAUUGCAUCACUCGUUUCACUGUAAUGGGAUCGUCUCAGUAAAUGCUCCUUCAGAGUGAAUUUCAGUGAAUUUCUUUUUGUGUUUUUGGUUUGUUUUCUUGUUUCUUGUUUUUUAAUGUAAAAAAGGAAGGCCAGGGAAGACCGAAGGGAAAACAAUAACACAAAUUCUGCAAACUGUGGGAAUCUUUCUUAUUUUUUAUUUUUUUGGCUGAAAAACUGUGCCUUGUACUGAUGCUCUGGACCUUUGCACUGACGCAAGGAUUUCAUGAUUUUAUGCCUUUGUACUGUGUUUAUAUAGCUGCAGAUUUGAAAGUCAAUAAAAUUGAAAUGAAUCAAAAA
Molecule: messenger RNA, 2422 nt
Organism: Conger conger (European conger)
Lineage: Eukaryota; Metazoa; Chordata; Actinopteri; Anguilliformes; Congridae
Gene: gnsb
Product: glucosamine (N-acetyl)-6-sulfatase (Sanfilippo disease IIID), b
Exons: 15
Coding region: 272-1831 (519 amino acids)
Biological process (GO): glycosaminoglycan metabolic process
Molecular function (GO): N-acetylglucosamine-6-sulfatase activity; glycosaminoglycan binding
Source: RefSeq, a predicted model, not a curated record